CUCUCUCUUCUUCGUCGCUUCAUCUUUCUCUCUCUCUCUUUGUAACUCUGUAACUUCGAAACCGAUCAAUCCAUGGCUAACUCUUCCGCUGGCUCCGCCGAAGACCACCGCAACAAGCACCUCUCCGUCAAUCCACCGCACCAGAUCUUCAAAGAUAUCCAGGGUUCUGACAAUGCGAUUCCUCUUUCACCGCAGUGGCUUCUCUCCAAACCAGGGGAGAACAAGACUGGAAUGGGAACUGGGGAUCCUAAUCAGUAUGGAAACCAUUCGGAUGUUGUGAGACCAACAGGGAAUGGGGAGGAGACACCGGAUAAUCUGAAGAAAAAAGAUGUUUUUCGGCCAUCCUUGCUUGAUGCAGAAAGUGGUCGUCGUGAUCGUUGGCGUGAUGAGGAAAGGGAUACCUUGUCUUCAGUCCGAAAAGACCGCUGGCGGAAUGGUGACAAAGACUCUGGUGAUAAUAAGAAGGUGGACCGGUGGGAUAAUGUGGCACCUAAAUUUGGGGAACCACGACGUGGUCCGAAUGACCGGUGGACUGAUUCAGGAAACAAGGAUGCUGCACCAGAGCAGCGGCGUGAGAGCAAGUGGAACUCUCGCUGGGGACCUGAUGAUAAGGAAACUGAGAUUCCGCGUAAUAGGUGGGAUGAACCUGGUAAGGACGGUGAAAUCAUUCGUGAGAAGGGUCCAUCUCUUCCUACUGGUGAUGGAGACCAUUACCGGCCCUGGAGACCCUCUCAAGGUCGAGGAAGAGGAGAAGCUCUUCACAGCCAAUCAACACCAAACAAGCAGGUUACACCCUUCUCUCACAGCAGGGGGCGUGGAGAGAACACUUCUAUCUUUUCAGCUGGACGUGGAAGGUUGAGUCCUGGUGGAAGCCUUUUUACUAGUGCAUCAAACCAGUCUCAUCCCCCAGGAUCUGCCUCUGACAAGGGGGAAAGUGGUCCCGGAGAAACUCCCCAUCUGAGAUAUAGCAGAAUGAAACUGUUGGAUGUGUACAGGAUGGCUGACACAGAGUGUUAUGAAAAGUUUCCGGAUGGGUUUAUUGAGGUGCCUUCCCUUACGUCUGAACAGCCAACAGACCCUCUGGCUCUUUGCGCUCCGAGUUCUGAUGAAGUGAAUGUUCUGGAUGCGAUUGAGAAAGGAAAAAUAGUAAGCAGUGGUGCCCCUCAGACGACCAAGGAUGGCCCUAGUGGCCGAAAUCCAGUCGAGUUUUCACAACCUAGACGAAUCAGGCCUGCUGGAAGCAGAGAAGAUAUGACAUUCGGUGCUGAGGAGUCUAAAGAUGAAAGUGGAGAAACAAGGAACUAUCCAGAUGAUAAGUUUAGGCCUGAAGCUUCUCAUGAAGGUUAUGCACCUUUUAGGAGAGGCAAUGAGGUACCUGUCAGAGAAUUGAAAGAACCCAGUAUGCAGGGAAAUUCUCAUGUUCAAUCUGCCUCUCCAUGGCGUCAGCCUUCUGCGGGGGAAAGAUCGAAUAGGAACUCACAUGAUUGGAACGACCCUUCUGCUGAUAGCAGGCUGAAAUCUUCUGACAGCGUCUGGUCGCAUCCUAAAGAUCCAAUAAAUCAUUUAGGCGGCAAUAAUAUGAUGUUGCCACAGUCCAAAGGUGAGUCCAGAUGGCAAAUCAGUGAAGAUCCUGCACUUAGAAGGCAGCCGUCUCUGGUGUUCGACAGGGAGCAGGAAGUUAGAAAGCUUCUGCCAUCUUCGCCUGAAGAACUUACACUCUAUUAUAAAGAUCCUCAGGGUUUAAUUCAAGGCCCUUUUUCUGGAUCUGAUAUCAUUGGAUGGUUUGAGGCUGGGUAUUUUGGCAUAGAUUUGCUAGUUCGUCUUGCAAGUGCACCAAAUGAAUCUCCUUUUUCAUUACUUGGUGAUGUAAUGCCACAUUUGCGGGCUAAGUCGGGUCCACCACCUGGUUUUACUGGUGCCAAGCAAAACGAAUUUGUUGAUGCAGCUGGAACUGUAGCGGAGAAUCGGUUUAUUGAAUCAUUGAUGUCUGGGGGUUUGAACAAUCCAGCUCAAGGCGUUCAAGGAUAUGGAGUAAAUAGUUCUGGUGGGUUGUCUUUACCAGUUACUGAUGGUGGGGCAGACAUGUAUCUCUUGGCCAAGAAAUUGGAACUUGAGCGGCAGAGAUCAAUACCUAGUCCGUAUUCAUAUUGGCCUGGUAGGGAAUCUGCAAACCUGAUGCCAGGAUCAGAGAAUGUGUCAGAAAAUGCUCAACAACCAGCCCGUUCUCCAAGUUCUGAUUUGUUGUCCAUCCUCCAAGGUGUAACGGAUAGGUCUUCUCCUGCUGUUAGUGGUCCUCCUCCUGCUUGGUCACAAUCCAUUCAAAAGGAAAGUGAUUUGCACCAUGCCAAAAGUUUCCAAACGCAAACUCCCUUUGGGGUCCAACAGCAGAGACUGCCAGAGCAGAACUUACCUUUGGCAGGUUUACUUGGUCAACCUAUUGAAAAUAAUCCAGGUGGCAUGUUAUCUCCUGAUAUGAUACUCUCCGCUGGACUCUCUCAAGAACAUCAAUCGCUCAAUCUGUUGCAGCAGCAACAGCUCUUGUUGCAGUUGAAUUCUCAGACACCACUUUCUGCCCAACAUCAGCGUCUAUUGGUGGAAAAGAUGCUCUUGCUUAAACACCAACAUAAACAAGAAGAGCAGCAGCAGUUGUUAAGACAGCAACAGCAGCUGUUUUCCCAGGUUCUUGCUGAUCAACAGCGUUCUCAGCAACGGUUUGGAGAGCCAUCUUAUGGUCAUUUGCAGGCGUCUCUUGAUGCGCUUAGGCUGCAACCAUCAAAAGAUAUGUCACAAGUCAAUCAGCAGAUGCAGGUUCCUGUUUCCCGUGAGGAGCGAGGUGUCAACUUAGCUGAUCUGCUCCCAGUAACACAUGCCACUAAUCAGACUGUUGCUUCUUUCGAAACCCCCUCUCUGCAUCUGCAAAACCAGCUGUUUGGUAAUGUUGACCCUAGGAUGAAUGAGGGGAUGGUUCUGGCUGAUCAAACUGAUCAUACCCAUAAAAAAGAUUCAAAAUCAGAAUAUGAAAGAACAAUUUCUGCAGACUACAUGAACAGCUUGUACUCAGAAAAGCCUGUCCUCUCUCCUGGCUAUCAUGCUACACAUAAUGUGGAAGAACCUGUGAGCUGUCCAAACAAUGAAAGCUCCACUUCUACUACAAUAGCUCCCGAAAUAUCUGAAAGUAAGUUGCUGGAGGAGCAGGCUAAGGACAUGUAUGCUGGACAGGGAGAUAUCAGUAAUGAGUUAUCUGGGGAGAUUCCUGCAAUUGAAGUUAAAAACAAUGAAGUUUCUGUAGGACGGAAGACUUCUGAGAAGAAGUCCAGGAAGCAGCGGGCUAAGCAGUCUGCUGAACUGGCUAAGACAACUUCUAAAGCUUCUCUGCAGGAGACAAAGCAACUUGAACCAGGAAGUGCUGAUGAUUCUGAGAUAAAGGGUAAAACUAAAAAGUCGGCUGACACUUUGAUAGACAAUGAUACUCGCCCCAUUAAGAGCUCCACAGCCACAGCUUCAGUCACCUCCCAAAUGAGUUCUGAAGCCGAUUCAGUCAGGGGAGAAGAGUCUUCACUGCAAAACACACGAACACAACCAGGACGAGCUUGGAAGCCUGCUCCUGGCUUUAAACCAAAGUCAUUGCUAGAAAUUCAAAUGGAAGAACAGAGGGUAGCACAAGCAGAAGCUUUAGCUCCAAAGAUUUCUACAACUGUGAGUUCAGUGGGUUCGGCAGCUCCUUGGGCUGGGAUUGUUGCCAAUUCAGAUCCUAACAUACUAAGGGAGACUCAUGGAGAGUUGGCUAUUACUCAAACCGGUGUUGUAAAGCCUGAAAGUGUUCCUGCUCUUAAGGCUAAGAAAAGCCACUUGCAUGACUUGCUGGCUGAUGAUGUUUUUGCCAAAUCCAGUGACAAAGAGAGGGAAGUAAUGGAAACCGUCUCUAAAAAUGACGCAUUCAUGCAAGUCACGACCACUAAUGCAGAGUCGUUUGAUGAUGAUAACUUUAUUGAGGCUAAGGAAACAAAAAAGAGCCGCAAGAAAUCUGCGAGAGCAAAGAAUUCUGGGGCGAAAGUUGCUGCACAUGUUCCUACUGUAGAUACAUCCUUCCAAACCAACUCUGUUGAGAAGGGAAAAAGUUCUCGUGUUAUACAGCAGCAGGAGAAGGAAGUUUUGCCUGCUAUUCCUUCUGGGCCUUCUCUGGGAGAUUUUGUUCUCUGGAAAGGAGAGACUGUAAACAAUCCUCCACCGGCUGCUGCAUGGUCUACUGGUCCGAAAAAAUCCACAAAACCUAGCUCGCUUAGGGACAUCGUGAGGGAGCAGGAGAAGAUGACGACCUCAUCUCAUCCACCCCCUAGUCCAGUACCUACCACGCAGAAAGCUACUCCACCUCAGGUUCAUCAGGGCGGUGCUUCCUGGUCGCGUUCUGCAUCUUCCCCUUCACAGGCUGUUUCUCAGUCUUCUUCCCAGUCAAAAUCCAAAGGAGAUGAUGACCUUUUCUGGGGUCCAGUUGAGCAAUCAACCCAGGAAACAAAGCAGGGAGACUUUCCUCAUCUUACAAGUCAAAACAGUUGGGGAACCAAAAACACUCCUGGGAAAGUUAAUGCAGGAACUUCACUGAAUCGACAGAAAUCAGUUUCAACGGGAUCUGCAGAUCGGGUUUUGUCUUCACCUGUUGUCACUCAGGCGUCACAAAAAGGGAAAAAGGAGGCAGUGACAAAACUCACAGAGGCGAAUGGCUUCAGAGAUUGGUGCAAAAGCGAAUGCCUCAGACUUCUUGGUUCCGAAGAUACAAGUGUCUUGGAAUUUUGUCUAAAGCUAUCCCGAUCAGAAGCUGAAACUCUUCUGAUAGAAAAUCUGGGGUCGCGUGAUCCUGACCACAAGUUCAUCGACAAAUUUCUCAACUACAAAGACCUGUUACCAUCAGAGGUAGUUGAGAUUGCAUUUCAAUCAAAGGGCUCAGGAGUCGGGACCCGAAACAACACAGGCGAUGACUAUUACUAUAACACUACAGCUGCAAAUGACGGGUUCUCGAAAGUUGGAGGAAAGAAAAAGGCAAAGAAAGGGAAGAAGGUAAGCUUAAGCGCAUCGGUUCUGGGAUUUAAUGUGGUUAGUAACAGGAUCAUGAUGGGAGAGAUUCAGACAAUUGAGGACUGAGAGGAAGAAGUUGGAUAUGUUUAUACACUUUUGGGCUUCAGUUCUCAUUGUACAUUUGGUUUUUAGGACAAAUCUUUGGUCUCCUUAAUUUUAUGGGAUGGAACUUGUUUUAUCUCACUAGGAAGUUUUGUUAGACUACUUUCAAGCGAGAUGAGGUUUUUUCAUGUUCCUCUUCCCUUUUAGUCGCAACCCAAAAGAGAUGUUGGAUCAUGUUUGUUGUUUUAUGUAUUAGACACUUUUUUGUUCACCCAAAUAUUCCAUUUU
Molecule: messenger RNA, 5400 nt
Organism: Arabidopsis arenosa
Lineage: Eukaryota; Viridiplantae; Streptophyta; Magnoliopsida; Brassicales; Brassicaceae
Source: the annotation of a GenBank genome assembly